Molecule: messenger RNA, 1892 nt
Organism: Phoenix dactylifera (date palm)
Lineage: Eukaryota; Viridiplantae; Streptophyta; Magnoliopsida; Arecales; Arecaceae
Product: protein DETOXIFICATION 40-like
Biological process (GO): xenobiotic detoxification by transmembrane export across the plasma membrane
Cellular component (GO): membrane
Molecular function (GO): xenobiotic transmembrane transporter activity; antiporter activity
Source: RefSeq, a predicted model, not a curated record
GCCUCGAUCUCUCUCUUGGAAUAAUCUUUUGAUCCAUCCCGCAGCCAUCUUAGAGCCCAUCCCAUCCCCCUCCUCCAAAAACUCCAUGGGCACGGCUGCUUCCCCAGAAAAACUGUCCACCCCCCUGGUACCCUCAGACGAUGACAACCCUCUCCCGCCGUCGACGCCAUCGAUGGCCGCCGGCGACGUCGACGAUCCCCACGGCUCGAGCGGCCGCCUCGAGGGGAUCCUCACCGACACGUCGGUCCCGUGGACCCGCCGCCUUCUGCUCGCUACCGUCAUUGAGAUGAAGCUGCUCGUCCACCUCGCCGCCCCCGCCGUGAUGGUCUACAUGCUCAACUACGUCAUGUCCAUGGCCACGCAGAUCUUCUCCGGCCACCUUGGCAACCUCGAGCUCGCCGCCUCCUCCCUCGGCAACAACGGCAUCCAAGUCUUCGCCUACGGCCUCAUGCUUGGCAUGGGCAGCGCAGUCGAGACGCUCUGCGGCCAGGCGUUCGGCGCGCACAAGUACGAGAUGCUCGGAGUAUACCUUCAGCGGUCGACAGUACUCCUGGUGGCGACCGGCGUGCCGCUCGCGGUGAUCUACGGCUUCUCCCGGCCGAUCUUGGUACUCAUGGGGCAGUCGCCGGAGAUUGCGACAGCUGCUUCGGUGUUCGUCUACGGGCUAAUUCCGCAGAUAUUUGCAUACGCCGCCAACUUUCCGAUCCAGAAGUUCUUGCAGGCGCAGAGCAUCGUGGCGCCGAGCGCGUACAUCUCGACGGCGACGGUGGCUUUGCACCUACUGCUCAGCUGGUUGGCGGUCUACAAGCUCGGGAUGGGCCUCCUGGGGGCAUCCCUGGUGCUCAGCUUGAGCUGGUGGAUCGUGGUGGUGGCUCAGUUUGUGUACAUUGUGAAGAGCCAGAAGUGCCGGUUCACUUGGACCGGGUUCAGCUGGCAGGCCUUCUCCGACCUUCCGGGGUUCCUGAAGCUGUCCAUCGCGUCGGCGGUGAUGCUCUGCCUGGAGACAUGGUACUUCCAGAUCUUGGUGCUCAUUGCCGGCCUUCUGGAUCACCCCGAGCUGGCCCUCGAUUCGCUGACCGUGUGCAUGACGAUCUCUGGAUGGGUGUUCAUGAUCUCAGUUGGGUUCAAUGCUGCUGCCAGUGUGCGUGUGAGCAACGAGCUCGGAGCUGGCAAUCCAAAGUCGGCAGCAUUCUCAGUAAUGGUGGUGACAGCAUUGUCUUGUAUAAUAUCAGUGAUAAUAGCGGUGGUCAUCCUUUGUCUUCGUGACUACCUCAGCUACAUCUUUACUGAAGGGGAGACGGUGGCCCGUGCUGUUUCUGAUCUCACCCCUUUGCUCGCCCUUACCAUCAUCCUUAAUGGAAUCCAACCUGUCUUGUCUGGUGUUGCUGUUGGCUGUGGAUGGCAAGCGUUCGUUGCUUACGUUAAUGUUGGUUGCUAUUAUGUUGUUGGCAUCCCGAUUGGCGUUCUUCUUGGUUUCAAGUUUAACUAUGGAGCAAAGGGAAUAUGGUCAGGUAUGAUUGGAGGAACGUUCAUGCAGACCGUCAUCUUGCUGUGGGUCACUUUCAGGACUGACUGGAACAAAGAGGUGGCUCAAGCCACGAAAAGAUUGGAUAAGUGGCAAGAGACGAAGCAGCCCCUUCUGGCGGAUCAUGAGUAGCAAACUGAUGCUAGAGACUUAUUUCAUUAUAGCUCUUAACCUAUAUCCUGAUCAUAAAGAUGCUCUUGAUGUCCAAUAUACACAUUUGAGGGAGAGUGGAGGAAGGAUGGGACAGCACAAGAAGAUCAAUGUAAUGCAUCCCAAGGAUAUAGUUGCAUAAUUAAUUUGUACUGCAAUUCUUUCAUGUUAACUUGUUUUAUCCAAUUUAGUGUGUCGAAAGCUUUUGAUGUUCCUC